This is a messenger RNA of Diuraphis noxia (Russian wheat aphid), 1511 nucleotides long. It is a transcript of the gene Dop1R1, whose product is annotated as Dopamine 1-like receptor 1. The record is from RefSeq and is a predicted model, not a curated record. Gene Ontology annotation, molecular function: octopamine receptor activity. Lineage: Eukaryota; Metazoa; Arthropoda; Insecta; Hemiptera; Aphididae. Gene Ontology annotation, biological process: adenylate cyclase-activating adrenergic receptor signaling pathway; positive regulation of MAPK cascade. Gene Ontology annotation, cellular component: plasma membrane.
AACAAACAACGGGACACCGGAAAAUGACGAGUACGAGGACAACGAAGAGGUUGCUCUGACAGCACUGCCGCUGUUCUGCAUUGGAUCGUUUCUAAUCGUCGUUAUAUUCUUGUCUAUCGCCGGCAACGUGCUGGUGUGCAUGGCCAUCUACACCGACAGAGGCUUGCGAAGGAUCGGCAACCUGUUCCUUGCCUCGCUGGCGAUCGCUGACCUAUUUGUUGGGGCGUUGGUCAUGACUUUCGCGCUAGUAAACGACCUGCAGGGCUACUGGAUGUUCGGCGCCAAGUUCUGUGACAUAUGGACUGCCAUAGACGUAAUGUGCUCCACCGCAUCCAUACUCAACCUAUGCGCCAUAUCACUCGACAGAUACAUUCACAUCAAAGAUCCACUGAGGUACACGACGUACUUGAACCGGAGGAACGCGCUGCUCGGCAUCGCUGGGGUCUGGGCGCUGGCCGCGUUCGUGUCCGUGGUGCCCAUCUGCAUACUGAGCAUACACCGGCCGCCAAAACCGGUUGUGUUCCACGCGGGCGACACCGAGUACAUGCGGUGCGCGCUGGACCUGACGCCCGAGUACGCCAUCAUAUCRUCGUGCAUCAGCUUCUACAUACCGUGCGUGGUUAUGAUCGGCAUCUACUGCCGGCUGUACCGGUACGCGCAGAAGCACGUGCAGAGCAUCCGGGCGGUCACGCGGCCGCUGACCACGACGACGACCACGACGACCGGUGCGGCCGCGGCGUCGUCCGCCACGCUGACGGCCGUUCACCACCACACGUCGCCGUACCACGUGAGCGACCACAAGGCCGCCAUCACGGUGGGCGUGAUCAUGGGCACGUUCCUGCUGUGCUGGGUGCCGUUCUUCUGCGUCAACAUCAUCGCGGCGUUCUGCAAGACGUGCAUACCCGAGGCCGCGUUCAAGGUGCUCACGUGGCUCGGCUACUCCAACUCGGCGUUCAACCCGAUCAUCUACUCGAUAUUCAACACCGAGUUCCGGGACGCGUUCCGCCGCAUACUCACCACCCACUAUCCGGACUGGUGCUUCUGCAAGGGUUACCGGACCGUGGUGCUCAGCUCGGACGCGUCGUUCCGGCACAACCAACGGCGGAAGCCGACCGGCGGCGGCUGCGAUUUCGUGUCGUCCGCCUCGGCCACGGCCGUCGUCGCCGCGUCCACCGUCGUCAAGCACAACGGCAAGGCAGCCGCCGCGAUGGCGUCCGCGCAGCAACCGGGAUGCGGUGCCGUGGGCGCGCCGUCGAUCGCGAGUCCGAGAUCGUCGGUGGCGUCGCUCCGCCAGUCGCGGCUCAACUCGUCGGAAAAGAUCAUCAUCGAAGCCGACGAGGAGAUCUGACCGCCCCGCGGUGGCUGGCAACCGCGCGACGACAUGCCUCGUUUCACCGUCGAGUAUCUCGUCUGAACGACAAUAUUUGUAGAAACGCACAUACGUGUCGUACAAUAUUAUUCGGUUAAAUUAUUAUGAUGUAAUAAUCUAUAAUAUUGUAUUAUUCGUUCAA